AUGGGUGUUGUAGUUGGGUUGAUGAAAUGUUUAAUGUAUUAUAAUUGUUUGGGAAUGUGUUGGUUUAAGAAUGGUGAUGGAGUGAAGGAUGAGUUGCUGCUAAUUGUGGAUGUUACUGAUGGAUAUGAAGAUGGUGGGGAGGAUGAUGUAUCUUUUUAUGAGGAGGGAUUAGAGAGUGUGGGAUUAGUGAGUGAUGAUGGAUUAAGAGAAGGUGAGGUGCAGGAGGAUGAAGAGGGGGAAGGGUUUGAGGUUGAGGAUAAGGAUAAGGGGGCAGAUUACGAGGAAGAUGAAGUUGAGCCUUGUGUUGAAGGGGAAUUUGAUGGGACUGGUGCAGAAGGUCCCUCAUUCAUAACCCCAAAGAAGAACACGAUAAUGGUGCACAUUGUGUUUGGUGUGGAAGAGGAAGUACUACCCCCAAGUUUGGGCAUGGUAUGUGGGAGUUGGGAUGAGUUGGAUACCUAUUUCUGGAGUUAUGCUAGGCAAAAGGGUUUUGGUAUAGUGAGGGUUGCUUCUGGGUGGGUGGAUGUGAAGAAGGAAUUGGAAAAGGGGAAGUGUUGUAAGCAGAGAAGGAAUGCAAAGUGGACUUGUGAUUGUUAUGGUUACGCUUCAAGGAAGCGUAAACAGGAUGCACUUAAGGAAGGGUUGUUGCAAGAUGAGGAGACAGUUCAGAAACGGAAGACUAUAAAGUGCGGGUGUCCUGUGGAGUUAUAUGCCAGUGUAAAUGAGCAUAAAGGUCACAUUGUUACUCCGAAAAAGUCAAAGGAUGUAGCGAUGUACCGGAAGCACGAGUCAAUGGUGCAAAACAAUCACUUGGUGAAGCAGGUGCAUACGGCGAAGAAGUCUAAGGUGAAGGUAUCCCAAAUGUACAAUUGUUAUGCUCGGGAGCGUAAUGGAGUGGAGGAGAUGACAUUUACGCAAAGAGACUUGGAGAAUGAAGUGGCUCAGAAAAUGAGACUUGAGCUUACUGAGGGUGAUGCGAAUGACAUGAUAGAGUACUUCAACAAAAUGAGUGCCGACAAUCAGAAUUUUUUCCAUCUAUGUCGGUUUGGGAAGGACGGGGCAUUAAAAGAUAUUGUGUGGGUAGACGCGAGGAGUAGAGCUGGGUAUGAGGAGUUUGGAGAUGUUGUGUGUUUUGACAGUACGUAUUUGACAAACAAAUUUCACCUUCCCUCUGCUGUGUCUAUCGGUGUGAACCAUCAUGGGAAGAGUAUUUUGUUUGGAUGUGCUUUGAUCUCUCGGGAGACGGCGGAGACCUAUGAGUGGGUGUUGAGGACUUAG
Messenger RNA from Chenopodium quinoa (quinoa), 1278 nucleotides. RefSeq names its product protein FAR1-RELATED SEQUENCE 8-like. The transcript is spliced from 2 exons. Gene Ontology annotation, biological process: regulation of DNA-templated transcription. Lineage: Eukaryota; Viridiplantae; Streptophyta; Magnoliopsida; Caryophyllales; Amaranthaceae. The coding region runs from base 1 to 1278 and encodes 425 amino acids. The record is from RefSeq and is a predicted model, not a curated record.